Messenger RNA from Suillus paluster, 963 nucleotides. Its product is annotated as chaperonin 10-like protein. The record is from RefSeq and is a predicted model, not a curated record. Gene Ontology annotation, molecular function: oxidoreductase activity, acting on NAD(P)H. NCBI's taxonomy places the organism in Eukaryota, Fungi, Basidiomycota, Agaricomycetes, Boletales, Suillaceae. The transcript has 5 exons. Bases 1 to 963 code for a protein of 320 amino acids.
AUGCCAGACCAACAACUCGCGCUCGUUAUCCCAUCCAAGCAAGCGUCAUUUGAAGUCACUGGCCGCAAGAUACCCCAGCCAGGCCCUGGUGAAGUCCUCGUCAAACUUCAGGCUACUGCGCUCAACCCCUUCGAUGCGAAAAUCCACAAGGAUGGUACAUUCGUCGACAGCUAUCCUGCGGUGCUGGGUACCGAUGGUGCCGGCACCGUAGAAGAAGUCGGAGAAGGUGUUACAAAAUUUGAUCCAGGAGAAAGAAUAUUCUUCCAUGGUGCCUUUGACGAUAACGAUUUGGCAACAUUCCAGCAGUAUUGCGUGGUCACGACUGAUUUCGCAGCUAAGGUCCCGAGAAGCUUAUCGCUCGACCAGGCGUGUACCAUUGCAUGCGGAAUGGGCACAGCCGCAAUCGGGAUGUACGUUAUCCAACUCGCGAAGAUGUCAGGCUUCUCACCCAUAAUUACCACUUCCUCGCUGAGGCAUACGGAACAUCUGAAGAGCAUUGGUGCAACCCACGUCAUAGACAGAUAUCUUUCCCUGCCGGCACUGAAGCAGGCCGUGAUGAAAAUCACGGGCUCUCGCAUACAUAUCAUGUACGACUCCAUAUCUAUCAAGGAGACGCAGGAAGCCGCCUGGUCGUUGCUUGCGCCUGGGGGGAAGCUCGUUGUCACGCAGCCAUCCCUGAUCAGCAAGGAUAGCAACGACUUCACUGGCAGGCAUGUGGUUCCCGUAGACGGAAGCCCGCAAUCGGAUGAGAACUGGGAAACGGGGAAGAGGCUGUGGGCUCAUCUUGAGAGAUGGGUGGAAGAGGGUCACAUACGAGUAAGUAUUUAUCAGAAUCUUACUUCUGGCCAAAUCCACGUCGAACUAUUACAUGGCGGGCUACAUGCAAUACCAGAAGCGCUCGCGAGAUUUAACGCAGGGAAGGUAGACGGGGUAAAAAUGGUAGUUCGCCCGCAAGAUACGUGA